GGAAGGGCAGGGGUUCCCGGAUAGCAGGGGUCAAAGGAAACGGUGAUUAUCACCCGUGAGAGGAAAGGGGGUGCUGUCCUCCCUCCUUCCCUUUCCUUCAGUCUGCACCCCUUGCAACCCCCCCUAGCUUCUCAGGGUCUCCCCUCCUUGUUGCUAAGGUCCGGACCGUCAUCCCAGCAACAGCCUCAGUCAUGUGACCGGCAAUGGCGGCGCUGACGAGAGGACUUGGAGCUAGACACCUAGAUCCUGGGUCCCCUCUGAUGGGGCGGGGUGGUGUUACACCGUGGACAGACGGUAUGGGCUGAGGCUAUAGGGUUCCAUUUUCACUUUAUGAAUCUCGAGGUGCAUCUGGCCUUGAGGGGACUAUAAUGGAGGCAUGAAGGGAUAGCUGCUCCUUUUUGGAUCAGUCAAGAAAUUGAGGUCACACUAUUGGCCCCUCUUUCUGUUUGAGCUGCACUUGGAGGUGUUGUGGGGACAACUCUGUAGCUGAAUGUGACCGGACUCUGGGGAAACAUCGGGCCCCGUCAGCCGAACCCUUGCGUGAGCCCCGCCCCUCCCUAAAUGCCAGACUAGGGUGCUGACAGGCAGCGCUGCGCUGCGCGCUGGGAUAAAGUCCUGGUAAGCUGAGUGUGGAAAUAGAGGGAUUUCUGCUGCCAUCGCCUUCCAUGGGCUUUCCAGGUCGCACAACCUACAAGUAGGGAGCAGGGAAAGAGAGAGUGAGCCUGCAUGCCAAUUCUAAGCUCUUCAGGAUCAAAAAUGGCAGCCUGUGGAGGCACCUGCAAGAAUAAAGUGACUGUCUCCAAGCCUGUGUGGGACUUCCUGAGCAAGGAGACCCCAGCCCGGCUGGCCCGGCUUCGGGAGGAGCACCGCGUGUCCAUCCUCAUAGAUGGCGAGACUUCCGACAUCUAUGUUCUGCAGCUUUCCCCACAGGGCCCUCCCCCGGCCCCUCCCAAUGGGCUCUACCUGGCCCGGAAGGCUCUCAAGGGGCUGCUAAAAGAGGCAGAGAAAGAGCUGAAGAAAGCUCAGAGGCAGGGGGAGCUUAUGGGCUGCCUGGCUUUGGGGGGUGGAGGGGAGCACCCCGAGCUGCACCGCCCAGGCCCACCCCCUCUCCGAGCAGCCCCACUCCUGCCCCCAGGGGCUCGGGGGCUCCCUCCUCCUCCUCCUCCCCUGCCCCCUCCUCUUCCUCCCCGCCUUCGGGAGGAGGCAGAAGAGCAGGAGAGCACCUGCCCCAUCUGUCUGGGGGAGAUCCAGAAUGCCAAGACAUUGGAGAAGUGCCGGCAUUCAUUCUGCGAGGGCUGCAUCACCCGGGCCCUGCAGGUGAAAAAGGCCUGCCCCAUGUGCGGCCGCUUCUACGGGCAGCUGGUGGGCAACCAGCCCCAGAAUGGGCGGAUGCUGGUCUCUAAGGACGCCACCCUCCUGCUGCCCAGCUACGAGAAGUACGGCACCAUUGUCAUCCAGUACGUCUUCCCGCCCGGUGUCCAGGGGGCUGAACACCCAAACCCAGGAGUUCGGUAUCCUGGCACCACACGGGUGGCCUACCUCCCGGACUGCCCUGAGGGCAACAAGGUGCUGACCCUGUUCCGCAAGGCAUUUGACCAGCGUCUCACCUUCACUAUUGGCACGUCCAUGACCACGGGGAGACCGAAUGUCAUCACCUGGAACGACAUCCACCACAAGACCAGCUGCACAGGGGGACCCCAGCUGUUUGGGUACCCGGACCCCACCUACCUGACCCGGGUGCAAGAGGAACUGAGAGCCAAGGGUAUCACAGAUGACUGAAGGACAUCCCCUUUGCCAAGGCCCCUGCUGUCCUCCUCUACUAGGACCCAAUGGAAGCCUCUGUUCUCCUCUCUGUCCCCUGCCCCCCACACCACACAAGUAGGGGACCUGUCUGACUGGGGAGGGAGUUCAGAGGGGGAGGGGGCAAUCCCUUCCCCUGUCCCCUGCUGGCCAAGUGUUACAGUGCAGCGUGAGCCACUCCCUUCUGGCAGAGGCUGAUCUCCAAGCCUCUGCUCCCUGCUCCCCAUGUACAUAUUCCCAGUUUCCCUGGCCCCUCCAUUGCCCUUGGCUUUUUCUGGUAUGUGCUGUGCUCCAGUAACUAAGCUGAGAAAGGACCUGGGUGGAGAGGGAAGGGUCUCUUGAACCACCCCACCACACCCCACCCACAUACUGCUGCACUGCUGAGCUCUACUGCUGAACUUGGAUACAGGGAAGGAGGAAUUGGGCUAAUGUGAGCCCUUCCCCCCAUGGAGCCAGCUGUGUGUGUUCAUCAGAUACAAUUCUCUUACCUUGACCUUGUCCUUUCUCUCCUGUGUCUCAGUCUCUGUCAGUGUCUCUGUCUUUCUCUUGCUCUUCUCUGCCCCCUAUAAGAAGCCUCCUUAUCCUGUUCUGGAAUCGCCGCCAGACUGUAGCUUUUAAUUUAAUAAAAAUAAAGUAAAAUAUGCAAC
This is a messenger RNA of Propithecus coquereli (Coquerel's sifaka), 2447 nucleotides long. RefSeq names its product deltex 3, E3 ubiquitin ligase (gene DTX3). Gene Ontology annotation, biological process: protein ubiquitination; Notch signaling pathway. The transcript has 7 exons. The record is from RefSeq and is a predicted model, not a curated record. NCBI's taxonomy places the organism in Eukaryota, Metazoa, Chordata, Mammalia, Primates, Indriidae. Bases 727 to 1779 code for a protein of 350 amino acids.